Molecule: messenger RNA, 3902 nt
Organism: Syngnathus typhle (broad-nosed pipefish)
Lineage: Eukaryota; Metazoa; Chordata; Actinopteri; Syngnathiformes; Syngnathidae
Product: USP6 N-terminal-like protein
Exons: 15
Coding region: 538-2910 (790 amino acids)
Source: RefSeq, a predicted model, not a curated record
AACCCGGAAGUGGCACGCGGAGGGGUCGUGCGGCGGGGCGGCGCAUCGCUACCUGGCUGCCUGACGUCCUCCUCCGCGGCAGAGUUUGAGAAGUGGCCCGGACUUCCUGGUACAUGGCCGGCCGGACGGCGAAGGAGCCGCGCCGGUUUAGCGACGACAGGAGCGACGACGUCGAGUUGAACGCAAGGUAAUGCGGCUUAGCUGCACUUGGAGGCUUUGCACUUGGAGCGUGACCCAGUAAACAAGCACCUGGCGGGACAAAUUGAACCGUCCGUCAUUGUCAACUCUCCUUCCCGGUCCGUGUGUGAUGACAGCAGCAGCAGCAGCAGCACCAAUGUGGCAGGCUAACGUCUUGGGUCUCGGCACCGGCACGGCCGCUUUGGAAGUCGGUCGGUCGCUCUCAAGCGGGUCGGGUGGGCUCCGGGCCCGAGUGCCCCCAUCUUAGCAAAGUGACAUUUGUCAUGAGUGCCUCGAGGAGGAAGAAGAAAGCGGAGAACGAGCACACCCGUCCAGAGAUUCUGCCUCCGGGCUCCUGCCAUGACGUCCGACAGCGAUCAGGAUGCCGCCGUGAAGCUGGAGCGGGAACGGGCCGACAUCGUGGCCAAAUAUGAAAAGGGAAAGGAGUCCACCGUGGAGCCCUGGGAGGACACCAACUUCCACCUGUACAAGGUCGUCGACCGCUUUGGCUUUGUGCACGAGAAGGAGCUUCCGGCCUACGAUGCGGUGGAGGAAAAGCACAAGCACACGGAACUGGAGAGGACCAGCAAGUGGCUCAAGAUGCUCAAGAGUUGGGACAAAUACAAGAACAGUGAAAAGCUUGUGCGGAGGAUCUACAAGGGGAUCCCGCUGCAGCUCCGAGGUGAAGUUUGGUCUCUCCUGCUGGACGUUCCCAAAAUCAAGGAGGAGAAGAAGGGCUUCUACGAGAGGCUGAAGGCCACGGCCAAGGCCUCGUCCCCCGACGUCCGCCAAAUCGACCUGGACGUGAACCGGACCUACAGGGAUCACAUCAUGUUCAUGCACCGCUACGACGUCAAGCAGCAGGCCCUCUUCCACGUUCUGACGGCUUACUCUGUCUACAACUUGGUGAGUGUCGAGCGGGGCGGGGCGGGGCGGGGCUGGGCGGCCCUCGUCAUCCCGGGAAGCCAUGUCGGGCGAGGGGCCAUCUGUCCUCAUCCUUUGCAGGAGGUGGGCUACUGCCAGGGCAUGAGUCAGAUCACGGCGCUGCUGCUCAUCUACAUGAACGAAGAAGACGCCUUCUGGGCUUUGGUCAGGCUGCUGUCGGGACACAAGCACGCCAUGCACGGCUUUUUCGUCCCCGGCUUCCCCAAGCUGAUGCGCUUCCAGGAGCACCACGACCGCAUCCUGAAGAAGAUGAUACCCAAGCUCAAGCGUCAUCUGGACAGCCAAGAUGUUCGGACCAGCCUCUACACCAUGAAGUGGUUCUUCCAGUGCUUCCUGGACAGGACUCCUUUCACGCUCACUCUCAGGAUUUGGGACAUCUACAUCCUGGAGGGCGAGAGAAUUCUUCCCGCCAUGUCCUACACCGUCCUCAAACUGCACAAGAAGCACCUGCUCAAGUUGCCCAUGGAGGAGCUAGUGGACUUCCUGCAGGUCACCUUGUCCAAAAAUUUCUUUUUCGACGACGACUUUGUGGUGGAGCAGCUGCAAGCCUCGGCCACGGAGCUCCGAAGGGCCAAGCUGGAGUUGCCGGCGCCAGCUCAAGAUGAGGAGUUCCCCAAGAAGCCUCUCGGGCAGCUUCCCGACCUGCCGGUGAACCACGCGGUCAACGGCCGGAGCCACGUGGAGCCCCCGGGGCCGCCCGCUCCCCAACGUCCCCGGUGCAGCUUAGGGCGGGACUCGCCGGACGCUUCCAGGUAUGACGGUCACCCCAAGGUGGCUUCCGACGGGCAGCGCUCGCCAGUAAGGGAGGCGACGCCCACCCCGAGGCCGCACAGACACACCGACGCUCAUCGAGACCUCGGCCCCCGUUGGUUCAAACCCUCCGAGACCAAGCUGGAAGCGGCCAAGGCCAUGGCGGCCCAGGAGAAUCCGCAGAGCCCAGUAAGGUACGCUCCGGCCCCCUCCGGCCAGGACGAGGGCCCGCGGGGCGAGCGGCGCCGGGAGCGAUCCAAGGGCUCGGUCACGGGCGCCAACCGCGGUUCCGACGCCUCCCAGUACGACAAUGUUCCUGGGCUACCGGAGACGGAAUUUGAAAUCCUUGAGCUGGAGAGACCCCCAACCAGGAUGCGGACGCCUCAAAGUGAGAUCCCCUCAUACGGCGCUCGCGGCUACGGCGGGGAUGUCGUCACGGCGCAGUCCGGCUUUGGGACGCCUUCCCAGCCCCUCGGGGUGUCAUUUGCCCAUCACAGCCGCUUCCCUGGAAAGCAAAAGCCCCCCCACCACCAUCACCAGGCCCCUACCGAGGUCCCCAUCUUUCACCCGGGGUCCAGACACUACGCGGCAGCCGGCGGGGAUCAAAUGUCCAACCACGUGUCGCCGGAGCAGGCGCUCAUGAACUACGUGGCAAGCCACCGCAGGGAGCCGCCCCACCGUCCCCGAGCACCCCCUUUGCAGCUGGAGCCCCAGGGGGGGGGCGCCAGUCACAUCUACUCCCGUGCACAGGCCCAUGCCCCUUUGGACUACAGAUUAGAAGGGCGCGUCCAAGGGGGGGGCCUGGAGUCCCAGUGGGGCCCGGAGGAGGAGGCGGCGCAGGGCCCGGGCGGGGUGCCUCGCUCGCCCAGCUUCCGGAAGGCCCAGAUGUCUCCCGUGGAGGUGUUUGAGUUCCCGGGGAACGGCGACGGCGGGACACGGCAGCCCGUCCUUCGCCAACAGCUCCCCCGGGUGUUUGGAGGAGCGUACUACAGCCACGCGCAGGAGGCCUUUGCCAUGCAGGAGUCCAUGCUGCUCUGAGCGCAAGUACGCACGCACGCACCAGCCGUCGGCGUCCUGUACUGGUUCGGUGCCCCUAACAAGUAGAUUGGGACUCAUCCCCCCCCCACGACUGACUCGGCGGGCGUAGUGGCUCAAGUGGCUUUUGGUGCCAAGAUCAAGUCGGCCGCUCUCUCCCCUUUAUAUUUGCAAAAGGGAAUUGAAAGGUUGAAAAUAAAGGCUGAAGAUUUUGAAUGUAAAUCCUAACAAGAGGAGAAAUGUAUCCACCGGAGAGACAAAAAGUGGGCAGCCCGUCUUUCUUUCUUUUGGUUACUAACCCAAGUUGACACUGGAGCUCUCAAGUGGAGGAAAGGAGUCACUCACUGGAUGUCACGGACACUUUGAAACACCUCCGCUUUUGACUGGAUUUCAUUUUGUUUUGACUUCAUUACGACUACCUGAAGUGCAAUCUUUGGAUUGCUUCCAUUUGAAUAACACUGCGAGUACUGUACGGCCAGCCAGCCAGCCAGCGAGUGAGCGAGUGAGCGAGCGUCUUUUGCUCUCCAUUCAAAACACAAAUGUCAUUUGUGAGCGCUACUUAUAGUUUUGGGUCUGAUGAUGCCACUACAUUUGUUAAUAUAACUUGCAUUUGAUUUCCCGCAUGUGUUUGUCACUACAUUUGUUAAUAUAACUUGCAUUUGAUUUGGUUUGGGUUUGUUUUUGCGCAUUGAUUUGACUUGAAGUUGCUUUUGUUUUGACUCGGACGAGUUGUGGGCAAAUUUGCGUAAAUGCAAGCUCCUUGUUGUCAACACUGUCGAGUGAGCGAGCGAGCGAGCUACGGUGAGGUGAGUCUCUUCUUAAACGCAAAAAGCGUUGCGUCUUUGUUCUGCUGUAUCUUUACUACUAGACAUGCCUCAAGUUUGCAUCAACUUGGUCCAUUGACUUUUUGUCGACACUGUCGAGAGUUUGAGUUGUCUCAAGACUAACGUCUCGCUUGCAUUUGCAUAUUUCGGCUUAUUAAAGAAAAAAUGCAA